Messenger RNA from Bactrocera latifrons, 378 nucleotides. RefSeq lists its product as uncharacterized. The transcript has 3 exons. The record is from RefSeq and is a predicted model, not a curated record. NCBI's taxonomy places the organism in Eukaryota, Metazoa, Arthropoda, Insecta, Diptera, Tephritidae. Bases 1 to 315 code for a protein of 104 amino acids.
AUGGUAUUUUUGCCAAAUAUAUCACACAAAAGAAAAACUUUCACAGGUCCAACAGUUGAAGAUUUUGAUUCAACUUCCCUUAUAAAUAGAGCGAAUGUGAAGGUGUUAAGUGUUCCGCAAUAUGAUUAUAAUCCAAAGCCCACCACAAGUAGUUGGACGUUUAGCGGAAGUCAAAAUGACAAAACAUGGAAUCGAUUCAACAACAUUUUAAAGAAGCAAGAUUUGGUAGCAGCAAAGAACAACUCACCAUAUGUCCUUGCUAGUUUUGACUGGUUGUUGAUGGAUACUAACCAGGACCACCUGAAAAUUAAAUAAUAAUAAUUAAUCAUGAUAUUUUUACAAAAAUUUAAAUAUGCAUAAUGGGAACUUACUAAUUGC